AUGCAGUCGCAGGGUAUCCAAUUAACCGACCAGCAAUUUGGCAUUACGAAGUACAGCAUAAAUCAUGCCUUCAAUCGAGCUGAUUUUAAGGACGCUUAUCCACAACAUCGGACACAUCAGCCUAUAGCAUAUUGUUACUGUCCUUAUCCACUGAGGGCAAAGAAUAAACUCUGUUAUCAUUGUAGCACAUGCUUUCCAAAAACAACUACUAGUAUCUCGACAACAACAGAGCCUCCAAUUUCUUCUUCAACGGCUCCAACUACUACUAUGACAUCUACUACGACAACUACCACCACCACACCCACUACCACAACACCUACUACUACUACACCCACUACUACCACACCCACUACUACCACACCUACCACAACCACGCCCACUACCACGACACCUACUACUACGACACCAACUACUACGACCACUACUACCAUGACACCUACGACCACGACUACUACGACACCUACUACUACUACACCCACUACUACAACACCUACCACAACCACGACAACUACCACGACUCCUACUACUACAACGUCUGCUACCACUACUACUACUACUACUACUACUACUACUACUUCUACUACUACACCAACUACCACGACACCUCGAACGCCUACAACUAGCGAAAGCGAUGAAACUACUGAAAAUGACGAUGCAACGACACCUCGAACAGAUGGAACUACUGAAAGAGAUGAUGAUCACACAACUGCUACUACGCCUACAACACCUACCACGACCACGACAACUACCACCACACCAACUACUACAACACCUACCACAACCACGCCCACUACCACGACACCAACUACUACGACCACUACUACCACGACACCAACUACUACGACCACUACUACCACGACACCUACGACCACGACUACUACGACACCCACUACUACGACACCCACAACUACAACACCUACCACAACCACGCCCACUACCACGACACCUACUACUACGACACCAACUACUACGACCACUACUACCACGACACCAACUACUACGACCACUACUACCACGACACCUACGACCACGACUACUACGACACCUACUACUACUACACCCACUACUACAACACCUACCACGACCACGCCAACUACCACGACACCUACUACUACGACCACUACUACCACGACACCAACUACUACGACCACUACUACCACGACACCUACGACCACGACUACUACGACACCCACUACUACGACACCCACAACUACAACACCUACCACAACCACGCCCACUACCACGACACCUACUACUACGACACCAACUACUACGACCACUACUACCACGACACCAACUACUACGACCACUACUACCACGACACCUACGACCACGACUACUACGACACCUACUACUACUACACCCACUACUACAACACCUACCACGACCACGCCAACUACCACGACACCUACUACUACGACCCCAACUACUACGACUCCUACUACUACGAUCACUACAACUACAACACCUCAUACGACUACUACACGUGUACAAACCAAUGGACAGUCAGACCAAUGGACGUAUUGUGAACAUCCGACACAUAAGCCAAUAUCAAAUCGUUACUGCCCUUACCCACUGAGGGUAAACAGGAGGCACUUUUUACAUUGUACAUGUUUCCCUACGACGACUCCUACUACCACAACGACUUCUACUACCACCACGACGCCUACUACAACCACCACGACGACUCCGACUACUACUACUACGACUGUCACUACAACCACCCUAUCGAUUCCUACUACAACCAUUACUACGACUCCUACUACAACCACCACGACUACUCCUACUACAACCACCACGACGACUCCUACUACUACCAGCGUGACGACUCCUACUACAACCACCAGAACGACUUCUCCUACCACCACCACGACGACUCCUACUACAACCACCACGACGACUCCUACUACAACCACCACGACGACUCCUACUACAACCACCACGACUACUACUACUACAACUCCCAGAACGACACCAACUACUACCACCACCACGACUCCUACUACAACCACCACUACUACUACUACAACUCCCAGAACGACACCAACUACUACCACCACCACGACUCCUACUACAACCACCACGACUACUACUACUACAACUCCCAGAACGACACCAACUACUACCACCACGACACCAACUACUACCACCACGACACCAACUACUACCACCACGAAAAAAAAUAAACCUUAG
This is a messenger RNA of Anopheles moucheti, 2193 nucleotides long. Its product is annotated as mucin-2-like. The record is from RefSeq and is a predicted model, not a curated record. Bases 1 to 2193 code for a protein of 730 amino acids. Lineage: Eukaryota; Metazoa; Arthropoda; Insecta; Diptera; Culicidae. The transcript has 5 exons.